GUUUGCGUUACACUAGCGAAGUAUGUAUCUAUUCUUAAUGGUUGUGAUAUAACGAUUCGAAACAUUCAAGUUGAUACCCCUACUUCCAACCUUCUUCAAACCUUUCAAAUAAAGUUUUCUCUGGUGCAAAGAAAGGUGUACUUUCUAUAGAACAUGCAGAACUUUUCACAUACAAUAUGGAUGGGUGAUUUAGAACCCUACAUGGAUGAAAUGUUUAUUAAAAGAGCUUUUGAAACAUCCGGUGAAAUUAUAGUCAGUGUAAAAGUUAUCAGAAAUAAGGCAACUGGUCAAACUCUUGGUUAUGGUUUCAUUGAAUUUCUUGAUUCUACAGCUGCAAGAGAUGCAAUGCUUAAAUUGAAUGGUAAACUGAUUCCUGGGGCACCGACAAAAAGAUUCAAGUUGAAUCAUGCAAGUUAUGGAAAAGACAGUACAUCUAGCAAUGAAUGUUCCUUAUUCGUUGGCGAGUUAACCGAAGAUGUCGAUGAUCUUGCUUUAUUCAAUGCUUUUAAAAAAUAUCCCACUUGUCGAUCAGCUAAAGUUGUUAUGACAAAUGGAAAAUCUCGUGGAUAUGGAUUUGUACGAUUCUUAACUGAAGCGGAUAUGGAUAAAGCACUGAUUGAAAUGCAAAAUUAUUGUGGUCUAGGCUAUAAACCUAUUCGAGUGAGUUUGGCUAUACCGAAGCGGUAUAAUCCUGAUGGAAGUUUAGUUGUUACUACAUCAGCAUCUGAACCACUUUCAGUGGUUCCUAGUGGUAUGCCUGACCCGUUCACUGCUGCAGUUGCCGCUGCUGUGACUGGAAAUUCAGCCGCUCAAGCGGAAUACUACCAAGCCUACCAACAAUACUACCAGCAGUAUUACGCAUCUCAGUACGCAGCUCAGUUUUACUCUAGCGAAUCUUCCACUACAGGUGACCUGGCAAAUUCUGGGAUAACAUCUAUAGCAGGCGGUGGCACACUUGUAGGCGAUGCUACUGUACAACAGCAUGCAUUUGUCGAUGCUGCUGCCUCACACUUGUAUGCUAGAGCGCUUCAGCAAGGCGGUGGCUCUCAAGAAUAUGCUCCAGAUCCUUAUGUCCUGUCUUCCGCUUGUGAUCGUCCUCGACAUGUAGAUGAUUUAGACGAAGUGUUCAACUUCUUAGAAUCAUCACGAUGGCAUAUAACUGAUCCAUCAUUAGGAUUAUUUGUUAAAAUAAAACCAUAAUAAUCUUCAAUUGAAUCAUAUUUUUUUGUGGACUGCUGUUUUGUUUUUCCCUGUUUUUUUUUUUUUUCAUACGCAUGAUGAAGUACAUUUUUGUGUUAUUCGAGAGAAAAAAAAUGUUGUAAAUAUAUAUACCAUAUUCUUUCUAUUGGGGGGUCUUUUUUUCUAUGUAAUAAUUUUAUACAGCCUGUUUGAUAAAUUUGGU
Messenger RNA from Trichobilharzia szidati, 1402 nucleotides. The record is from the annotation of a GenBank genome assembly. Lineage: Eukaryota; Metazoa; Platyhelminthes; Trematoda; Strigeidida; Schistosomatidae.